Symbiodinium necroappetens is the source of this 848-nucleotide messenger RNA. Lineage: Eukaryota; Dinophyceae; Suessiales; Symbiodiniaceae. The record is from the annotation of a GenBank genome assembly.
GUGAGAAGGGACAUGGCUUGGGCACCGCGCAUGGCCAAGCGCCAUGGCCCGAACUGCACGCGACGUCCUCGGACGAAACGCAGCGCGACGUCUCUUUGAUAGAGCAGGGUGGUGUCGAGGUUGCGUCCUGGCAGCGAUAUCAGGCCAAUAUGCCGUACGUGCAGAUUGCGGGUGUCCCAGUGAUCCCGGAGGCUUUGGAGAUGGCGAACCAGGGGCACCCGACAGAGUACAUUAUGGAGUUUCUCGCGUAUCGCCGCGGCGAUCCCACUGAAGAGCGCACCCGGCGCAUCGACGCUCGCUACGAAGAAGAGCUGGAGCUGGGACUCCUGUGGCGCGCGGCAGACACACUGCUGCAUUGCCGCGUCCCGAAAGGACCGAUGUCAGACUGGUAUAGGCAUAUAGGCGUUCUAGUCUAUGCCCAGCCAGGUGAGCGGCGCGUCCUGGCCGCCGUAAGGGCCACCGAUGUGGCGACAUUUACGCUGGCCAAGGAUGCCGAUCUCAGCAAUACCGGCCGGCGACGAUCGCCCCGGCCGGAGCUGCUGCAAAAGGCCCACAGGUUCACCAAGUGGGCGAAGGAGCGGCUCAUCCUGGCGGUCGCCGAAGUGGACGUCGUCCAGCAUAUCGUUCGCCACUCAGCAUACGAGUCACAUGUAGCCUCUCGCCAUUUACAUGCCCGUCAGGAGAUAGUGGUAAGCGAGCUCGACGUGCAGUGGGCGAAGAGCGUUCGGUCCAAGUGGACCGUUCGCUUGCCGGACCAUCGCCCCGAGCUGCAAGCGGCGGCCCCGGCGCUUCUCGCCACGCCAGCACUUCCAGCUGCACGGCUUCCUCAGGUCCUGGCAGCUGUGUGA